This is a messenger RNA of Abrus precatorius (Indian licorice), 2338 nucleotides long. Its product is annotated as somatic embryogenesis receptor kinase 1. NCBI's taxonomy places the organism in Eukaryota, Viridiplantae, Streptophyta, Magnoliopsida, Fabales, Fabaceae. Gene Ontology annotation, biological process: protein phosphorylation. The transcript has 4 exons. Gene Ontology annotation, molecular function: ATP binding; protein binding; protein kinase activity. Gene Ontology annotation, cellular component: membrane. The record is from RefSeq and is a predicted model, not a curated record. Bases 119 to 2167 code for a protein of 682 amino acids.
AACAGAACCAGACACAAACACUGAGUGCAACAGAACAUUUAUCAGACAGAAGAAUUUUAGUUCAUCAAAACAACUCAGCUUCAUUUCAUCCUCAUUCCUCAACCAUUUUCAUCUGAAAAUGUGUUGUUCAGUGUUGCUUCUUCAUAUCUUUUCACUCCUAGUUUUGCUCUUUAACAUAACAUGUGUAUGUGGAAAUGCUGAGCUUAGAGCUUUGAUGGACUUGAAAGCCACUUUGGAUCCUCAAGGCCAUUUUUUGUCUUCAUGGACUAUGAAUGGUAACCCAUGUGGUGGUUUCUUUGAUGGAGUGGCUUGCAAUGAAAAGGGUCAGGUUGCAAAUGUUUCUUUGCAAGGAAAAGGGCUUUCUGGGAGGCUAUCACCAGCCAUUGCUGAGCUGAAGCACUUGACAGGACUAUACUUGCAUUACAACUCUUUGUAUGGAGAGAUUCCAAGAGAAAUUGCAAACUUGACUGAGCUUAUUGAUUUGUAUUUGAAUGUGAAUCAUUUGUCUGGUGAAAUCCCUCCUGAGAUUGGCAAGAUGGAGAACCUGCAAGUUUUGCAGCUUUGUUAUAAUCAGCUAACAGGAAGCAUACCUACGCAGCUUGGCGGUUUGAAAAAGCUUAGUGUUCUUGCUCUUCAGUCAAACCAAUUAUCUGGAGCUAUCCCUGCUAGUUUAGGUGGUUUGGGAACUUUGAUGAGGCUAGAUUUGAGCUCAAAUUAUCUCUUUGGUUCCAUUCCCUCUAGAUUAGCUGAUGUUCCUACACUGCAAGUUCUGGAUGUUCAUAACAACACUCUCUCUGGGAAUGUGCCUCCAGCUUUAAAGAGACUAGAGGAUGGAUUUGUGUUUGAACACAACUUGGGGUUAUGUGGAGUUGGGUUUUCGUCCUUGAAAGCGUGCACAGCUUCUGAUCAUGUCAAUCUCACCAGACCUGAACCUUAUGGAGCAGGAGUUGGUGGUCUGUCUAGGGAUAUCCCAGAAACUGCAAAUGUAAAGUUGCCUUGCAAUACAACUCAGUGCCGAAAUUCAUCGAAAUCAAAACAAGCAACAUCUAUUAAAGUUGGCAUUGUUCUUGUUACACUUGCAUUAUCAGCAGUUGGUAUUCUGACUUUCACAAUGUAUCGUCGACGGAAACAAAGGCUUGGAAGUGCGUUUGACAUCUCCGAAGGGCGUCGAAGUACAGAUCAAGCCAAGGGUAUAUACAGGAAAAAUGGAUCUCCUUUGGUCAGCCUUGAGUAUUCUAACGGAUGGGACCCUUUGGCUGAUAGCAGGAAUUUCAAUGGAGAUAAGCAAGAUAUGUUCCAGAGUUUCAGGUUCAAUUUGGAAGAAGUGGAAUCUGCUACUCAGUAUUUCUCUGAGUUGAACUUGUUGGGUAAGAGCAACUUCAGUGCAACUUACAAAGGAGUUUUAAGAGACGGGUCCAUGGUUGCGGUUAAGAGCAUAAGUAAAACUAGUUGCAAAUCAGAUGAAGCUGAGUUUUUGAAGGGAUUGAACAUUUUGACUUCGCUGAGGAAUGAGAAUUUAGUGAGGUUGAGAGGAUUUUGUUGUUCAAGGGGACGAGGUGAAUGCUUCCUGAUUUAUGAUUUUGUUUCCAAUGGAAAUCUGACGCGCUACCUUGAUGUGAAGGAAGGUGAUGGAGAAGUCCUUGAAUGGUCAACUAGAGUUUCUAUUGUGAAAGGAAUUGCCAAAGGUAUAGCUUAUUUACAUGCAUACAAAGCAAACAAACCGGCUCUUGUUCAUCAAAACAUCUCAGCUGAGAAAGUGCUCAUUGAUCAGCGGCACAACCCGUUGCUUUCAGAUUCCGGCCUGUACAAGCUUCUCACCAAUGAUAUCGUCUUCUCUGCACUAAAGGGUAGUGCAGCAAAGGGUUACCUGGCUCCAGAAUACACCACCACCGGCCGCUUCACUGAGAAAAGUGAUGUUUAUGUAUUCGGGGUGCUUGUUUUCCAGAUCCUCACAGGGAAGCAGAAGAUCUCAAGUGCAAUGCGUGUUGCUGCAGAGUCCUUCAGAUUCCAAGACUUCAUUGACCCUAAUCUGCAUGGCAGAUUCUUUGAACAUGAAGCGGCUAAACUAGCAAGAAUGGCUUUACUUUGUUCCCAUGAGUCUCCUUUUGAGAGACCAAGCAUGGAAGCCAUAGUUCAAGAACUAGGUAAUUGUAGUAGCUGUCUCUGAUUUGAGUUUUAAUUACUUUAACCAUCAUCAUCACCAGUUUUCUAUUGUUUGGCCACUGGCUCAUGGUCAUGGUGGUGGUGAUGACUUUGUAAGGCUUUGACAUUUUUAUGUGUCCUUAACUAAGGAUUAGCUUUUCAUGUGAAUGAAUGUCUUGGACAUUAGGUUGUAGCC